AUUGCUCAGUAAUUACGAGCAGUUACGACUUAAGCCAAACUAAAAAUACCCCGUUCUCUGAAAUUCUUAAUGCGGUAAAAUGACGCAACUUGAAGUAAUCGAUAGACGCGCCGGCGAACCAAAAUCCCAUGGUCUUAGUAGCCCAAAAAUAAUAUUUGGCAGUUAACACAAUAGAAUAAUGCGCUACAAUCAAGUAUGAAUGGGCGUCUUUAUUAAUAGAGUUAAGCCAUGGGGACUCCAGAGGACGCAGACCUGAACGCGAUGGCCGGCGCUGGCUACGUGCUCGGAAUCGACAUCGGCACGACGUCGGUCAAAGUGUGUGUUUUCAACCCCCAGAAUAACGAAAUUGUCGCCCAGAUCGGGAAGGACACCCAGUCGAACGUGCCCAGCGACCAGGGCAUCGACGGGAACAAGCAGGACGUGCCCAAGAUCAUCUCCGCCCUGAAUACGUGCGUCGCCAAAUUGCAAAAGAAUCUCCUCCAACACAUCACAAAAAUCGGAAUAUGCGGCCAAAUGCACGGAGUCCUCUUCUGGAACCAAGGAAAAGCCUGGGAAAGAAUCGAAAAAGACAACAACUUAGUUCGCUACGACGUAGUCCAAGAAGAAGUAUCAGCCCUAUACACCUGGCAAGACAGCCGCUGCGACCCCGCUUUCCUAGCAACUUUACCCGUCCCUCAAUCCCACCUGAGAGUCUACACGGGAUUCGGUGCCGCCACUAUUUUCUGGAUGGCCAAAAAUAAGCCUGAGAAGCUCAAACGUUAUAACUGCUCGGGGACUAUCCAGGACUUCGCCGUCGCCAUGUUGUGCAACCUCCCCAAACCCAUAAUGUCCGACCAACUGGCCGCAAGCUGGGGCUUCUUCGACUGCGUAAACCACCGCUGGAACGAAGAAAUCCUCCAGGAAACAAAUUUUCCGACGUCGCUUCUUCCAGAAAUCAAGCUGAGUGGCGAAAUCGCGGGCCACUUGGCUGAUAACUGGCACAGCAUCCCCAAGGGUACCCCGAUUGGAAUCGGUUUAGGGGAUCUCCAGUGCUCCGUUUUGUCUACCAUAGAGACGCAAAAGGACGCCGUUUUGAACGUGUCCACGUCUGCACAAAUCGCUUUCGUGGCAGAAGAUUAUAAACCCCACUCGGGUCCACCGACGGUGAACACCGUGGAUUACAUUCCAUACUUCAAGAACAAGUACCUGGCGGUGGCCGCGUCCCUCAACGGGGGAAAUUCGCUGGCCACCUUCGUCAAAAUGGUCCAGCAGUGGACUAUGACGCUCGGGUUUUCGGUACCACAAUCCAAAGUUUGGGAGAAGGUGAUCAGUUUGGGGCUCGAGGAAAGUAGCGUGUCGGAGUUGAGGAUUUCGCCAACGUGUUUGGGGGAAAGGCAUGCCCCCAAUGUCACGGCUUCGGUUACCAAUAUAAAUAUCGGGAAUCUGGAUAUGGGGAAAGUUUUUCGGGCUCUUUGUAACGGGUUGGUGGUGAAUUUGCACAGUAUGAUGCCCCGCGAUGUGUUACAAAAAGCGAAUAUCACCAGGAUUGUCGGGAAUGGGUCAGGUUUGUCUAGGAACAAAGUCCUGCAGAAUGAAGUAUUGAGUCUCUAUAAGUUGCCUUUGGUUUUUACCACGGGGGGCGAUGCCGCUAAAGGUGCCGCCAUGGCUAUGAAUCUAUCAACUGUUAGUCUUUAAUGCAUAUCAGAUCUAUUUAAUUUUAUAGUUUUAUAGUUAGGGUAAUAAGCUUGAAAUGUUCGUCCAUUAGUGGCCUGUGCUAUCCAUAAGACUGGAGUUUAUAUAGAAACGUGAAUAAAAUUUGCGAAUGUGUGCUGUCA
This is a messenger RNA of Zophobas morio, 1814 nucleotides long. Its product is annotated as sedoheptulokinase-like. Gene Ontology annotation, molecular function: sedoheptulokinase activity. The transcript is spliced from 5 exons. NCBI's taxonomy places the organism in Eukaryota, Metazoa, Arthropoda, Insecta, Coleoptera, Tenebrionidae. Gene Ontology annotation, cellular component: cytosol. The record is from RefSeq and is a predicted model, not a curated record. The coding region runs from base 229 to 1674 and encodes 481 amino acids. Gene Ontology annotation, biological process: phosphorylation; glycerol metabolic process.